Prorocentrum cordatum is the source of this 822-nucleotide messenger RNA. NCBI's taxonomy places the organism in Eukaryota, Dinophyceae, Prorocentrales, Prorocentraceae. The record is from the annotation of a GenBank genome assembly.
AUGGGCACCAGACCGCGCGGCAAAGCCGUGGCGGCGGCGCAAGGCGGCGGCACGGUGCUCCCUGGGCCCAAGGCCCCCGCCUGGGGCUGCAGCUGCGGCGAGGCCGCCAACUGGGCAUCGAGGCUUCACUGCAGGAGCUGCGGGGCCCCCGCGCCCGUCUCCGUGCGGCAGCGGGCCGUGGAGGCGGCGGCAGGCCCGCCCCCGCUUACGGCGCGGCCGCCGUGGGCGGCGGCGCCCAAGGCCAAGGUGGGCGCCAAGGCUGGCGUCAAGGCGGAGGCGGCGGCCGCAGGGGCGCCGUGGGUGCACGGCGGAGGCAAGCCUCGGCGAGUGCGUUUCCGCGAAGCGGAGGUGGUCGAGAUCGAAGAGGACGGCGAGGUCGACCAGCUGGCCGCGGCGCUGCGGCUGCUGGAGGGGCGCGGCGUCCAGCUGGAGGCCGACCCAGGCAAGGCAGCCCCAGAGGCUCCCAAGUCGCACCACGCGGCGGUGCAGAGCGCCAUGUGGAAGGUCAAGAACGCAGCGGGCAAGCGCGAGCGGGCCCAGCGGAACCUGGAGGCCGCUCAGGGCGCCCUGGCGGACGCCCAGCUCGCGGCGGACAAGGCUGCGGAGGCCAAGGAGGCCGCGGCCAAGGCUCAGCUCGACCAGGGGGCGCAGGACGUCGACAGGCUGGCCCAGGCCACCCUCGGCGCGAGGUACGCUGCUGAGCUCAAGGACCACUUCGAGGGCGAGGAGGCGGUCCAGGCCACCCAGGCCAUCGAGCUGUUCUCGAAGCUCGCCGCUUCGUGCAAGGCCCGCAUCGAGGCAGCCGCCAAGCGUGCGGCGGAG